Molecule: messenger RNA, 1105 nt
Organism: Paramormyrops kingsleyae
Lineage: Eukaryota; Metazoa; Chordata; Actinopteri; Osteoglossiformes; Mormyridae
Source: RefSeq, a predicted model, not a curated record
ACACUCUUGCUUUAUCUAUAUUUGUAAUUUUUAACUUAAACAUUAUACUAACACAUACAUUCACACACUGUGCCAUGUGUCCUGUGAAUGAACAUUACUGUUUUCCUAGACUGGAUCAUCCUUUGGAUGAAAAUUGAUGACAGGCUAUCUGUCUGUAAAGGGGAUUAAAGCUUCUGAGGGUAGAGUGGGAAAAGUGCUGAGAAGUAUUCAUCAGCCCUAUCACAAUGCAAGACAGCAGGGUGCCCGGAAUUUAAACCCUAUACCCUACAAGGCCGAAUACAUGGGCCACAAGAUCCAUCUAGAUCAAAAUGAGAAGCUUGUUAUGUUUGGGGUGACGCAUGUUAUGGCUGUCGAUGGAUUCAGCAAGAAGGUUGUCGGUCACACAACAAUGCCUGUAAAGAACAACAUUGUCAUUUAUGAGGAUGUGUACAGGCCUGCUGUGCUUUCCCAUGGACUAUGGGACCAGGUCAGAGUUGACUGUGGGACAGAAUUUUAUCUGACAUUGUUCAUCCAGGAAAAGCUGGCAGGACACAGACACAAUCGUCAAAGGCAGCCUUACGUUCAGACGCCAUCUACAAGGAACCAUGUCAUAGAGAGAAUGUGGCUGGAGGUGAAUACAAGAGUCAACUACCCUUUGAAGACAGCUUUGGUACAGCUGGUAGAUCAGGAAGAGCUGAACAUGGAGGACAGCAUACUGUAUCUAUGUAUACUGUGUGUCAAACUUAACAUGCCAAAUGGCCAAGAUUGGCAUGACAAACGUUGUAGAGGCAUGGAAUGCGCACAGGAUCCCAGGAAAAGGAAUUCCUAAUGAAUUGGCUAAGGAUGGGUGUGCAGCAAAAGUUGCUGAAGACAUUGUGCCUCUUGGUGAUGUUGCAGCUGACCUGUAUACGCAAGAACUGGGAUCAACCUUGAGAAGGGAAUCAAUUUUUGGAGUGGAUCCGUUCCCCUCCGAGGAAGCACGACAGCAGACUGAAAGUGCAUUUGGUUCUCACUUUGAUUUGGUAUCAUUAUACCAAAAUGUAGUUCACCAGUACUAUGACCCUUUUAAAAAUGCAGUUAAAUAUCUUAUUGAUUUAACCAGAAGAUCUGUGUGACUUGUUACAAU